Molecule: messenger RNA, 3895 nt
Organism: Xiphophorus maculatus (southern platyfish)
Lineage: Eukaryota; Metazoa; Chordata; Actinopteri; Cyprinodontiformes; Poeciliidae
Gene: ltbr
Product: lymphotoxin beta receptor
Exons: 8
Coding region: 1855-2781 (308 amino acids)
Biological process (GO): response to type II interferon; positive regulation of blood vessel endothelial cell migration; positive regulation of endothelial cell apoptotic process
Cellular component (GO): external side of plasma membrane; CD40 receptor complex; membrane
Molecular function (GO): antigen binding; transmembrane signaling receptor activity; CD154 receptor binding
Source: RefSeq, a predicted model, not a curated record
AAAGCACAACCCCCCUCAAAUGUCCACUUAUGUCUUUACAAAAACAAAAAAACUCUUCUAUUUUCAAGCAAGAAUUUUAUCUAUUCACACCGUUAAAUCGUAAAGGAACUUUGAACUGAGCUCAAUUUUGCCAGACGGGCUGAGGCCUGACUGCCACGAAGCAUAUAGAAUCUAGAAAUUAUUUAAGUAGAACCUGUCUGCCAACACGAAGGAGGCUAAAAGACCCCAAAAAAGCAACACAUUGUACCACCAUCUAAGAAAUAAAAUCAACAGUCGGGAAAAAAAACACAUAUGUAUAUAUAUAUACAUAGAUAUAUGUACACGCGUACGCAGUCUUGUACUGCGGUCAACAAUGCAGAGUGGCAAACGUGAUGUAAAGAUUAGAAAGAUUAAAGUGCUCAGCAGCAAAUUUAAUUUAAAAAAACAAAGCAAUGGACGUUUCAACAAAACCAAGGUAGUAUGUACGUAUUGCAACAAUGAAUUAUUCUUCCGCCAAAGCACAACUAGCUAGUUAACAUUUCUAAAUUAACAUUUAAAACAAAAUUACUUCUUUUAAACCCAACAUGAAAACCUGAAAAACUAAACUUAAAAUUCAAGCAAAGUGACUAAUCGUGAUUAAUUGCUGCUUUUUGGGAUUAUUAAUCUGAAUAAAAAGUCUUCUUAUAUCUUGUAAAUUUAUGCAUAGCUAUUGUUUCUACAAAAGAGGAAGACAAGGUUGAAUUGUUUAAAAGUGUUUGUGUGUUUGGUUCAAUACUAUGUUGGGACAGGACAAAAACUGUACUAUGGAAGAGUCUCAAAGGUAAAACUACAGCUGACAAAAAACAACACAAACGGACCAUCUGACACGAAAACAACUGAUGAUCCUCAAGGCUGUUGGAGGGAAGAAACCAAGGAGGAACCAUUGUGACUAUAAGCAGAUUGGGUUGGAUUGUGCAGAAGGACAAUGAUCCAAAUCACACCAGCAGGUUUACCUCCACAAGGCAAAAUUAAUAUUUUGGACUGGCCUAGUCAAAGUUUGAACUUUAGCACCCUAAAUGUGGCUAAAUUAGAAAGAAUCUACAAAAAAGAUUUGGCUGAAGUUCCUCAACAGCGAUGUAAAAGAGUAAUUUCCAGUCAUCGGAAAGGGUGGAUGACAGCUGCUGCUGCCAAUGGUGGCACAAAGUUAUGUUUCAGUGUGUAUUACUUUUUACACAAAACCUUUUUUCCUCAUCAGUAAAUGAAAUCUGUCACUUGAAAACUACUUUUCAUUUGAUAUUAAGAUUUGUUUGAGGAUGUGAAAUAGUUCAGUAUGACAGAAAAGCAAAUCCGUUUUUCAACAGCCUGCAUAUUUACUGUAAUAAGGCAAAGAUCGGGGGCAAAAAGGGUGACAGGAAAACAAGCUGGCCUUGAAGUUUUAUCUCUGCAGCGCUCCAGCUCUGCUUUGACAAAGGUUUAUUGAUAGCAAUAGAGACAAAGCAAAAAGAAAUGAGUGUAUACAGAGAGAGGAAAUGUCUCAUUGUAUCACACAGCGCUAGGCACACACAGUACCUUUGGGUUUAUAGCUACGGAAACACGCACAGCGUUCACACCGCCAGAGAGAGAGAGAGAGAACCAGGACCGGAAGGAAACGAGGACCGACACACAAAGACGUAGAGACGGAGGGGAAAACGGCAGAUGAGGGUCAACGGGGCUUUCCAUUGUGUAGGAUCAGAAAAAAGUAGGGAGGGAAAAGAAAUCUGCUGCCAAAGCCAGAUCUUACAUGACAGAUAGAGGAGCGAGUGAGAGAGACGCAGAGUUUCACUAGAGACGGUGGCUGGAAACCCAAAGCUUGAACUUCUACACAUAAGAGGAAGACUGUAAUCAAAUGUGCUACUGAUGGCAAAUAUAACCUGUGAAGUCAAGAAGAACAAGAGUAAAGAUGGACAUUGUUGUGAUCAAUGUCCUGCAGGAAUGUUCGUAGCAGAAGAUUGUACCGCCACAGAAAACACAAAGUGUGAGUCUUGUCCCGAAGGGUCUUACACAGAGCACCCGAACUACCUGAAGAAAUGCAUUGGCUGUAAUUCCUGCGUUGAAAAUAGUCAAAUAAAGACCAACUGCACAGAUCAGAAGAACACUGUUUGUGAGUGUAAGCCAGGUUUCUUCUCCACCCAAGAAGACGUUGAUCACUGCAAGGCCUGGACUAAAUGCUCUGUGGGUUAUGGAGUUAAAAAUAAACCUACUUCUACAAAUGACACAGUCUGCACUCCGUGUGAGAAAGGAACGUACAGCAACGUCACAGAUUUCUCCUCACCUUGUCAACCGCAUUUCAGGUGUGAAGCCUACGGACUACAGGUGAAAACUCCAGGAACCAAAACAACGAAUGCCAUCUGUCAAGAAUGUAAAUCUCAGUGUUGCUGGAUCCUGCCGGCAUCCCUGUGGGCCGGACUUGUUUUGACUAUUUUGGUCGUGGCGGCGCUCAUCUUCUGGAGAGCAAAGCGCAGAUCCUAUAGACCAGUCAAACACAGUGUUCCUGUUACCAUGGUGACGGUUGUUGCCGAACCGGUCCUCGCUCCACCAGAGCUGCUGUCUCACUGCCAAGAGAGCUGCACAGACUGCAAACAAUCCCCUUUUAACUCAGAUGACGGUUCGAUCAUUCGCAGCAUAUCGGACAGCCUGGACCUGAGUACUCCCAUGACUCCGCUGAAGCCCUCCGUCUCCUUCAUUGAACCCGAACAAACCAACUGCAGCUCAAUAUACCCCAUCAGCAGCGCCUUCUGCAGGUCGUACUCGGAGCCCCAGGAGGACGAGUGGUGUGGGACAUAAAAAAAAAUAAAAUAAAAUACAAGAGUGGGACACUGACGGAGCCACUGCUGGCUCAGUGAUAUAUUUCAAGUGCUGUUUGUAAACCUUGAGAAGAUUUUACGCUCAGCAAAGUUUAGUAUGGCUGAUAGUUUGCUGCCACCUGCAGGACUAUAGUGGGAACUUCAGUUUGUGCAAAGAAAAAUUCUCCCAAGUGAAAACAGCAGAUUUUGCUUCGUAAGAGGGAUUAAGCUCCACAUAACAGGGAAAAAACCCUGAUAAUUACAGUUUUUUUUUUAAAAAAACAACACUGUCUGGAAUAGACUAUCUAGAUCUUUGCCAUGGGCUUUAUUGUUUUUCAAACAUUCUCCUUCAUACAAUCCCAAACAGACUGAACUGUAAUUACAUAUCAGCACUUGAUGGAAUGAGAAACAGAGGUGUGAACAUGCACGAGGCACUAAAUGAAGUUUGUUUUACUUUUCAUAUGAUGUGUUACUGUAACAAUACGAUUUUGUUCACAAUUCAGCCAAGAGGCUGUGAAACAGCGAAAACGGGGUUAAUCACAGCUCACCUAAAUAUUAUGAUUAACAGUAAGCAGUACAGAGGCUGCGUCUUGUGUGUUAAAUCUGAUGCAUUUUUUACAGAAAUAAAUGAGAUUAAUCUUUGUUACAAAACUCCAGGAAGUUAAUUUUUCAAAUUAAUGAAAACAUCUUCCUAUUUCUGAUUAUGAAUUCUGAUGAGUUCAUGAUGAAAACUUGGACUCACUGACAGAUUAACAACAUUUUCAGACAUUCUAGAUGGUUCUGUUGAACAGUUAGAAGCAGCCAAUAUCUUACCUCAGACAAAUAUAUUUAAUGGCUUUUUCAUUUCAUACAAACCCAGAUUUUGUUGGUCCUGGAAGAUGUAGCUAAUGGCUCAUCUAAGAAAGGAAGAAGUGAACUUCAAUCACCUUAAAACAAAUCCAACUUUGAAAACUUUAUAGUGAAGUUUACGGCUUGUGGGUCACGCAUUAAGAUGUGUCGCCUGCACAAAAAUCUAAAAUAGCAUCUUUUAUUUUGGAAAACCAGUUUUUAUUUUGAUAUUUCUGAUUUUGUAAACUUAAUGGCCGCCUGUGUUUAGUGUGAAAAUAAUAAAAAUC